AUGGAUACUUGCCAAUUUACGUACAUUAACAAUGCAGACAUGAUUAGAACUGCUCUAGGUGUCGAGCAAUCAUGGGAAGUUUUAUGCGAACGACUCAAUCGAACAGGUCUUGGUUUACCAAAUGGAACCCAUUAUCUCACUAUAAGCUAUGAGGGCCCAGAGUUAUUUGCUGUAGAUAAAAGUGGUGAGACCAUUGAUGUCUAUUAUCAUGAUUUGGGUAUAUGGUAUCGUUACAUAACUGCGCGAGACAUCCAUUUUGGAACGAUGCCGGAUACGGUUCCAGGACAAACGUUGGUUAGAGCCACGUCGCCUGAUUGA
This is a messenger RNA of Adineta ricciae, 318 nucleotides long. Lineage: Eukaryota; Metazoa; Rotifera; Eurotatoria; Adinetida; Adinetidae. The record is from the annotation of a GenBank genome assembly.